Molecule: messenger RNA, 1817 nt
Organism: Misgurnus anguillicaudatus (oriental weatherfish)
Lineage: Eukaryota; Metazoa; Chordata; Actinopteri; Cypriniformes; Cobitidae
Source: RefSeq, a predicted model, not a curated record
CUAAAGCACAAUAAUCAAUAGCUCAAAGGUUGGCCUAAGUAAAUCUUCUCUAGUCGCUGCAGUAUUCCUCAGGCCACUGACCUGGCCAGAGAUCAGUGUUGUAGAACAAAGCAACAGCGCAGGUCUUUAAAAACGGAAAUAAAAUCACGUCAGGAUGAAGCUUUUGAAAUGCGUGUGGAUUUUCUGGACGUUUGCCCUCUGUUCAGUCCACGCCACAGAAAUCUGCAAUGCAAAGCCUAAAGAUAUGCCCUUGGAGCCGAUGUGUGUCUACCGCAACCCGUAUGCAGCCAUAGAGCCCACUGAGGCACCCGACAAGAUCCCGAGUGGCACCAACCCCCGAGUGCUGGAACUGUCCAAAGCCAACAGCCGCUUCGCCAUCUCUCUUUUCAAGCAGCUUUCUGAGAAUAAAUCCAGCGAUAAAAACAUUUUUCUGUCUCCGCUUAGCAUUUCAACUGCAUUCGCGAUGACAAAACUUGGGGCUUGCAAUGCUACGCUGGAGCAGAUCAUGAAAGUGUUUAAGUUCGAUAUGAUAAAGGAGAAGACAUCGGAUCAGGUUCAUUUUUUCUUCGCCAAGCUGAAUUGUCGACUUUACCGCAAAAAGCACGAGACGACGGAGCUGAUCUCCGCGAACCGUUUGUUUGGAGACAAAUCAACGGUUUUCAACGAGACCUACCAGCACAUCAGCGAGAAGGUCUAUGGAGCCAAGAUGAUGCCUCUGAAUUUUAAGGAGAAACCUGACGUUUCGAGGAUGGUGAUAAAUGAUUGGAUCGCAAACAAAACAGAGGACAAAAUUAAAGACACCCUUCCAGAAGGUUCAAUAGACUCCAACACCAUAUUAGUCCUGGUCAACGCCAUCUACUUCAAAGGUCAAUGGAAGCAUAAGUUUGAUAAGAAAGAUGUCACAGAAGCAGACUUUUACAUUAGCGAAGAGCACAAGUGUUCUGUACCCAUGAUGUAUCAAGAAAAGAAGUUCCAAUAUGCCUCCAUAGCCGACGACAACGUGAAGAUAAUCGAGUUGCCCUAUAAUGGUGGUGACAUCACAAUGGUACUGAUUUUACCCGAUGAAGAAACACCUCUGUCGGACGUGGUGGCGAACAUGAACCUCAAGAAACUUGUCAGUUGGUUAGAUCAAAUGAAAGAGACCACGGUGACCAUGCAGAUCCCUCGUUUCCAUAUCGAGGACAGCUUGAGUCUCAAAGAUGAACUUACGAAAAUGGGCCUUGUGGAUCUUUUUAGUCAGAGCGACGCCAAUCUUCCAGGCAUGGUUGCUGGUGAUGGACCCAACCUGUACAUCUCUGACGCCUACCACAAGGCCUUCCUCGAGGUAAACGAAGAGGGCAGCGAGGCUGCCGCCGCCACAGCAGUAGUGGCCAAAGGACGCUCAAUAAACCCCUUUCGAGAGUCAUUCUUAGCAAACAGACCCUUCCUUCUGUUGAUCCGCGAGUCCAGUAUCAAUGCAUUGCUCUUCACCGGUCGUGUGGCAAACCCUUGUGGAAGCAGCUAAUUUGGAUCCAUCUGAAUCUGUGAUGAUGGUUUUUGCUUAAACUUGUGGUUUUAUUAUCUUGAGAAACCUUCCCUGUACCUUUCUGUAUUAGGGCAAUUCCAUGCAAAUGUCAACCUUAUCAUGAAUGUUUUUAGCCAAAGUUUUUAACCAUAGUGAUAUCUUAGAUGUCAAUAUUUGGUGGUUUAAGUACCCAAGUCUUUUAAAGCAUUUUUUCAUAGUUAAGUGCAAUUUUUAGAAUUGUCACGUCCAUAACGUUGUUUUUUUUCUUAUAAAUGCGCAUACAAAAAUUAUAAUAAAAUAAAUAUUAAAUGUU